This is a messenger RNA of Symbiodinium pilosum, 2295 nucleotides long. The record is from the annotation of a GenBank genome assembly. Lineage: Eukaryota; Dinophyceae; Suessiales; Symbiodiniaceae.
AUGGGCCUGGGAAGCAAUUCCUGGAAGAGCUUGUCAUUGCUGAGCACAGAUAGUGAGGAACGCCACUACGGCGAGCAGGAUGACCAGGAUUUUGCUUCGGACGUCUAUGUUCUCGCUGAGAGCUCUACGGAUGAGCUCCUUAGUUCCUGGAAAGUGUUCACAGCACUGAAGGAUGAAAGCUAUCAGGGAAGGCGUUUGGAGAACGCUGCUUGGCGCUUGCAUGCAAUGCAUGUUCAAGGCAAAAACCCGAGCAUCGAAGCAGAGUCCCGUGUCACAGGGUGUGCCUUUGGUGGCAGCCUGGACAAGUCUUGCUUCAGCCAUGAGACGUCCACAAAGCCCCCUCAGGAAACCUGGAGUGCGGAUCAGCUCCUGGGGGUAUUCUUGAAGCACAAAGUUUCAAAUGAGACCAUGGAGGAUGUCCUGCAGAUACUGCACAGUAUCAAGUUCAGUGCCGCGGACGUUCCCAGUGCAUCUGAAGAGCUGCGAGCUCUUCCACAUAGCCAGAGACCUGUCUGUGCCAUCUUCACGCACAGUCUUGAAAGGAAUGGCGCGAACAACUUCUGCCUGUACAUUGCGCGGGUCCUCAAGCAAAGCCAACCACUCACAAUCUUCUCACCAAAGGCUGGCCCUAUGAAGGAAGAUUUUGAGAAGCUUGGUCUGCAAGUGACCAUUGUGGACACCACUUCUCCAAGAUUUUUGGCAGACCUUGCAAUUUCACUCCGAGAGCUCAAGGUUGGCAUGCUCCUCGCCAACACCAUCAUGCGCUGUGACAUCAUCCUUAUGGCAGCAGAUCUUGCGCUUCCCAGUGUGUGGGUCAUUCAUGAGUCUUGGCCACAAGAUCAGUUGGAUCACUAUGCGAAGGAGGUGUUCAUGUGUAAAGACAUCGAUGCAAGGGUCAUCCGGAAGGCAUUCGCAGCUGCUGGUACGAUUGUCUUCCCGUCCGACAUGCAGCGGCACUUGUACGAUGGGAUGUUCAGGCCCGAGGCUGGCAUCACAAUCUACAACGGUAUUCCCCUCCAGCAGCUGGACCACUUCAAGCAAACGCAAGACAGGCGGGAAGUGCGAGCAACUCUGGGUUACUCCGAUGAGGACUUUCUGGUGCUGCACCUGGGCACCGUCUGCAGCAGAAAGGGACAGAUGAUCUCCGCAACGGCAUGCUCCAGGCUAAUCCAGGAAGAUGGCUGCAAGAACCUGAAGCAGCUGAUCGUUGGCGCUCGCUACAUCAGGGACCAUGAAAUCCGCUAUAUCGACUCCAUCUUUGAGGUGGCCGCUGCCCACAACGUGUCCUGCAGGCGCUGGGAGGAUCUGGCGGAGGAGGAGCGUGGGCAGCCUCAGAUUACGAUCAUGGACAUCCAAGCAGCUGUUUUGCGCUUCUACAUGGCUGCAGACGUCGUGCUGGUCCCAUCCCUGAACGAGGUCUUGCCUCUGGUCAUUUGCGAGGCCAUGGCCUUUGAGCGGCCAGUGAUUUGUAGCCGAAUUGAUGCCAUCCCCGAGGCUGUCACUGAUGGAGUCGAGGGGUACUUGGUGCCACCUGGAAGUCCGGAUGCUAUCCGGGCCGCCGUACUAAAGCUGUACCGAGACCAAGCUUUGUGCGAGAGGAUGGGCGCUGCAGGCAGAGCACGUGUCCUGAAGCAGUUCAGCUACAGCCAGAUGGGCCAGCACUACCGAGAGCUCCUGGAUACAGUCCAGAUGCAGGUGGAGUCGAAGCCGACGUCCUACGAGUCUCUGCAGGGGCGCACUGUGCUGGUGGACAUGGACAACACUAUUGUGGAUUGGGAUGGUGAGUUCAUUCGCCGCUAUGCGAAGGCCUCUAGGAGGGAUGCGCGGCUUGUCGAGCUGAUGGUCCGCAAACGGUCAAAGUUUGAGAUUGAGGAGAACUUCGACGAGUCUGAGCGUGCCAUGGUGUUGGAGACAGUAGCUUCACCAGGAUUCUAUGAAAGCCUGGAGCCACUGCCAGGUGCAAUAGAGGCUUUGCAGACGCUGGUGGCAGAGGGAGUGGACGUGAAGCUUGUCACGGCUCCUCACCCCACUUGUGCUGGGACCUGUGCGUUGGAGAAGUACCUCUCUGUUGAGCGCAUGCUUGGAGCUGAAUUCCAGGAACGCUUGAUCAUCACAAGAGACAAGACCCAGGUGCAGGGAGACAUCCUCAUAGAUGAUAAGCCCCGCAUCUCAGGAAGCAAGCCAUGCCCUUGGAAACACGUGAUAUUCAGUCAGUCCUACAAUCAAGAUGUGGAGGGAAAGCCCCGGCUGCUGUCUUGGACAUCUUGGCGGGACGUGCUCUGCAAAGCGAUCUGA